Messenger RNA from Phalacrocorax carbo (great cormorant), 411 nucleotides. Lineage: Eukaryota; Metazoa; Chordata; Aves; Suliformes; Phalacrocoracidae. The record is from RefSeq and is a predicted model, not a curated record.
AACGGGCGUGGAGUUGUGCGGUUAGCUUGUGAGAAGAGCAAGCGUUGUUGCUGUCUCCGCUUGUUAUGGCUAAUAAGCACAUCUACUAUUCUGACAAGUAUUUUGACGAGGAGUACGAGUAUCGACAUGUGAUGCUGCCAAGAGAACUUUCAAAGCAAGUACCAAAAACUCGUCUAAUGUCUGAAGAGGAAUGGAGACGACUUGGUGUUCAGCAAAGCCUUGGCUGGGUUCACUAUAUGAUUCACGAGCCAGAGCCACAUAUUCUUCUCUUCAGAAGACCUCUUCCAAAGGAUGAGCAAAAAUGAACUGCCUUCUAGAAAUCUCCUAAAUCUUCUGGAGCUUUAUGUGUAUGAGCGUUGGUAGUAUUCAGUGAAUACUUGAAAGUGUACAAAAUAUACAUCCAUACCUGUG